AGAAUCGGCCAUCUGGCUGUAUUUGCUUCGGACCCUCCGAAGAUUAAACUUAAAAAAAAAAAAAAAGCGUAGGAAUAAACACUGUUUUCUGUGUCAGUUCCACACAUAUGGAUCUUUCUUUUCUCUAAUGGGCUGUAUACACUUCUGUCUGUCACGUUCUUCUUCUUCUCUCCUAUAUAAACUACGCUAAAAGACCAUCUCUUCUUUCUUCCAGUGUAUAUAUCUAUAUUUUGUUUGUUGGGUUUUGGGUGGUGGGUGUUAAUGGCCAAUGCAUCUGGGUUCUUUACUCCCUCGGUUUCCAGCUGGAGAAAGAGGAUUCAGCCUCAGAUAGGGAUUUACCGAUCUGGGCUUCUGUCCCCUGAUGGAUUCUCCAGCAGGGUAUUCUGCUCCAGCACCAUUCAAGGCCCAGAGAAGCUUUCUUCUGGCGCUUCCCCAUCUGAAUCUCGUGUGCCCAGGUUGGUCAGUAAAGGCUGCAAAUUAGUUGGUUGUGGUUCAGCAGCACCCACCCUGAAGGUUUCAAACGAUGAUCUUGCAAAAAUAGUUGAUACUUCUGAUGAAUGGAUAUCUGUUCGAACUGGGAUUCGUAACCGCCGGGUUCUUUCAGGCAAGGAUAGCUUGACAACUUUAGCGGUAGAGGCCGCAAGGAAAGCUCUUGAGAUGGCACAGGUUGAGGCUGAUGAUGUGGACCUAGUCUUGAUGUGCACAUCUACCCCAGAAGAUCUUUUUGGAAGUGCUCCUCAGAUCCAAAAAGCACUUGGCUGCAAAAGAAAUCCUUUGGCUUAUGAUAUUACAGCUGCAUGUAGCGGAUUUGUGUUGGGUCUAGUAUCAGCUGCAUGUCACAUUAGGGGAGGCGGAUUUCAAAACGUUCUGGUGAUCGGAGCUGAUUCCCUUUCUCGAUAUGUUGAUUGGACGGAUAGAGGUACCUGUAUUCUUUUUGGUGAUGCUGCUGGUGCUGUAUUAGUGCAGGCCUGCGACAGUGAAGAAGAUGGUUUAUUUAGUUUUGACCUGCAUAGUGAUGGUGAUGGCCAAAGACAUCUGAAUGCCACUGUCAAACAGAAUGAAAUGGAUGAUGUGGUGGGAUCUAAUGGUUCAGUGUUAGGCUUCCCUCCGAGGCAAUCUUCAUAUUCCUGUAUUCAAAUGAAUGGCAAAGAGGUCUUUCGCUUUGCCGUACAAUGUGUGCCACAGUCAAUCGAGUCUGCCCUUGAAAAGGCUGGUCUGCCCAGAUCGAGCAUUGAUUGGCUACUCCUUCAUCAGGCAAACCGAAGGAUCAUAGAUGCAGUCGCUACUCGUCUAGAAGUCCCACCCGAACGGGUGAUAUCAAAUUUGGAAAAUUAUGGUAACACAAGUGCUGCUUCCAUUCCAUUAGCAUUGGACGAAGCUGUUCGAAGCGGGAAGGUGAAGGCUGGCCAUACUAUAGCAGCUGCAGGCUUUGGAGCAGGUCUUACUUGGGGUUCUGCUAUUGUCAGAUGGAGAUAAAGCCUCGCCUAUCCAGUCAACCAUCGUUUAUAGCCGAGAGAGGAGAUUUUGAGAUGAAAUGCAGUUCUACAGUUCCAUAUGUAGUGCAGAUGUUCAAGGAGCAUGCAGAAUAAAAAGAAAAGAAAAGAUAAAGUAGAUGAAAAAGGGGCAUUUUCUCCGUCAGUCCUUUUUGUUGUUUGCUUUUAUUACAAUUUAAGCUUUGGCAAACCUCCCCUCAAUAAAAUUCAGUUAUUUUUCUCCGUCCAA
This is a messenger RNA of Carya illinoinensis, 1722 nucleotides long. RefSeq names its product 3-oxoacyl-[acyl-carrier-protein] synthase 3 A, chloroplastic-like. Gene Ontology annotation, cellular component: chloroplast. The coding region runs from base 262 to 1476 and encodes 404 amino acids. The transcript is spliced from 8 exons. The record is from RefSeq and is a predicted model, not a curated record. Gene Ontology annotation, molecular function: 3-oxoacyl-[acyl-carrier-protein] synthase activity. Gene Ontology annotation, biological process: fatty acid biosynthetic process. NCBI's taxonomy places the organism in Eukaryota, Viridiplantae, Streptophyta, Magnoliopsida, Fagales, Juglandaceae.